Molecule: messenger RNA, 1268 nt
Organism: Sphaeroforma arctica JP610
Lineage: Eukaryota; Ichthyosporea; Ichthyophonida
Exons: 2
Coding region: 86-1213 (375 amino acids)
Biological process (GO): peptidyl-proline hydroxylation to 4-hydroxy-L-proline
Cellular component (GO): endoplasmic reticulum
Molecular function (GO): procollagen-proline 4-dioxygenase activity; L-ascorbic acid binding; iron ion binding
Source: RefSeq, a predicted model, not a curated record
GGAUUGUUUAAAAUUCAAAGAUUGUCAGUACAUAGUACAUACUGUGUUGAAUACAACAGAGUAUAAUAGUCAUAAAGUAAACACAAUGAUGAGAAACUGGGCACCCACAUCACAUACACUGACACUACAAAGUGAAACAGAGCCAAAUCAAAACGAUGAGCUGGUUCAUUUAACUCUCAAUCUAUCUCUAAGAGACCCUCCAACGUCAAUUGAAGCACAUGUGACAUGUACUCAAGUACCAGCGGAUACAAACAAAUCACAUGAAGGGGUCAGAAUAGAAGCACAUACGGCUCAGGCCAAUGAAUCAAAAGCGUUGGAUUCGCAGUUCAGUACGAGCUCAGUGUUUUCUGAAGAUACCUCAACAUGUGAGGGGGCUGGUGCGUGUGACGAGAUAAACGAAGAUAUAGGUGUGGUCGAUUACACUGGUGUAAAGAGUGAUCUGAUGCACACUGUGCAAGUGGAAGGUUGUACAGAUACGCAUACUUUAAGUUUACGAAGGCUACUGCCGGUCAAACCGGGUGAUUGUGUUUAUGGAGUAGAAGGGUGUGCGAACGUUAGCGGCGCAGAUCAAAACCAAUCGUAUGUAGAGCAAUCGGAAACAGAGCCAUGCGCAAGUUUAACCACACCUGCAACCAACCAUACAAAUGCUCAUACACACAGUUCUUCAACAGCUUUCACAAUACACAUCGAUGAUAUUUUACCGCGCGUGAGUGUCACACACAAUGUAAUCGAUGCAGAGUACUUAAACGCGUUGGUGGAGUAUAUGGAGGAUUUGCCAGUGGACAGGAACAGUGUGAAUAUGAGCGCAGAUCGCAUGUGGCUCGAAUCACCUCAACUGGCGGCACAAAUUAGAGAUGCUCUGCCGCAGGAGUUGGGUAUAACACAUGUGAUGCCUACACUUAGAUUCAUCAAAUACAACGCGGGCGGCUACAUCGCAUCCCACACCGACGGCAUACGCGUGGACGGCAACACAGGCCAGGUCUCCAAUACAUCGUUCCUGUUGUAUCUAACCACUUGUGAGGAAGGCGGUGCAACGAGCUUCCUGCGCUCUUUGUCUGAGCGAGACGAGAUACUCGUCAGUGUGCAGCCGCGAGAGAGGAGUAUACUGGUGUUUCCGCAUACGAUACCACACCUGGGCGAGUGUGUGGGUGACGAGCUGAAGAUCAUGCUGAGGGGAGAUGCCGUAUGCAAGCACACGGAUACGCAGCCGUGAGGUCACGCGAUGCUGAUGACGUCCUGAUGAUUCCAAGCCUAUAAUAAAAUAUUGU